Uloborus diversus is the source of this 3117-nucleotide messenger RNA. RefSeq names its product SAM and SH3 domain-containing protein 1-like. The record is from RefSeq and is a predicted model, not a curated record. The coding region runs from base 1 to 2874 and encodes 957 amino acids. The transcript has 13 exons. Lineage: Eukaryota; Metazoa; Arthropoda; Arachnida; Araneae; Uloboridae. Gene Ontology annotation, molecular function: protein binding.
AUGUUAUUAAUUUAUUUGUUUGUUAAUGCCCCUCAGGUGAUCUGUGAGCUUGGACGUGCUAUGUCCUGGUCGUCCCAAACUAGGAAAAAAGAAGAUGGAAAGAAUUACUCUCCACUUAAAUCCGAUAACGAUGUAACUCCAACAGUGACUGAAACAACGACAUUGGACUCUUCAAAAGAAUAUGAACAGAAAGGUGCAGUUUCUUCACCUAACCAUGCCUUAUUCGAUGCAUCAGCGCCAUGCUGUGGAGAUUGUGGAAAUAUAAUGUGCAGCUUAAGUCCAGCUCGUUUAGAUGAUGACUUUGAUGAUGCGGAAGAUGGCAGCCUAAGAAGAAGAAGAACGCAAUCUGACGGAUGCUAUGAUAGGUGUAAAAGAAACAGCCCCAGUUUAGACUCUUCUAGAGAAUUACUUUCACCGUCUGCCCCAGAAGAGAAAGAAGCUGUUCAAAGAGAGUCGCCAACGUCUUACCCCUGUUCGCAAUCCACUUGGAGCGUUCGAGUUCGAGAUCUUAAAAGAGAAGUAAAACAACGAAUAGGAAAACUUCGUCCGACUACGAAAAACUCUUCGUCCCAGCCAAAUUCUAUAUCUACGUUGGACAGUCCACAAAAAGAUGAUGUUUCAAAGACGUUUUCUGAUGAAAGUCCAAAAGAAAGUGAGAAACCAAUAGGUCCUAUCAGCAAUCAAGGAUUUAUAUGUGAAGAAGGGGAUCCCCCAAAAGUGUUGGGGAAAGCAAGAGCAUUAGUCGAUAGCACACCCAGCCCGUACGAUAAAGAAGGACUCGCAUUUAAGAAGGGAGACGAAAUCGAGAUUCUUUCUAAGUCCAGCUCGGGGUACUGGUUGGGAAGACUUGGUGACCAAGUUGGACGCUUCAAGUUUAUAUGUGUGCAAGAAAUUCUUCCGAACCCUACAACUCAGCAGAAGAAACCUGAUGAAUCUACUAUCCACAUGAAUAUUCCUGAGAACCUGGAAGAGUUAAUGUUGCGAUUAGGCAUGGAGUCUUAUCUAAACGUUCUCUUACUCCAUGGCUACCAUUCCUUGGAUACCUUGAAGGAAUUAGACGAAGAAGAGCUUAUUAACUUAGGUGUAGUGAAUGCCGAGCAUCGGAAACAGUUACUAACUGCAGUAAAUAAGUUGCAAGAUUUUUUGCCAGCGCCAUCGACGAACGCAGUCAACGGAAGCAGUACUGUGAAGAAUCAUCAGAAAAUAAACAAGACUUCCACAUUCCAUGGCUGUUUAGACAAGGUGCUUUCUCCUAGGAAAAGAAGUGAAUCUUGCUCCAGUAAUCUUCCAGAAGCCUAUGGACAACUUAUUCAAAGUACGCCCACAGCAAAAGAUUCUGAUUUUGUUCCCAAUGAGAUUAACAACCUCGAUCACAACAUAGCUUCAAUGCCAAAGUGCAACGGUAUGAAGCACAAGGAUACCAUUGAAAACAACGAUGUCUUAAAUAUCCCUCCAUCUGAUUUGUCAUCCGAGAAGAUGUACUUCUACUCCGACUUCCAGACGAAUCAGAAGAUCAGGUAUUCUUAUGGACAUGAUGGAUUUAGUGCGUUUGCGGAGCAACUGUGCUUCUCGAGAGCAGGAGUUAUGAUCGACAGUCCGAUUAUCCAGCGUGAUCCGUUCAUCUCCCAAGUGAAUUACUUGAAGAAACUAUCGGACUUAUCAAUUGGUGGAUCCAAUUUCGACCAAGUGAAUGGUUCAACUCGUAAGAGUGAUUACGUUCAGAAAGGAGAAAAACAUUUUGUUGGUUCACUAAAAAAGAAAUUGAAUGAAAAUUAUUCUUCAUACAAAGCAAGCGUCAACUCCGAUAACGUAAGUUCAGAAUUCAAUGGUUAUUCAAAUUCUCUAUCAGAACCUUUUGGUUCUUCGUUCAGAAAUUCUUCCGUGCCCGCGCUUCAAAGCAUUUCCACUAUUGAAAAUUCUUACCGUAAUCCACCAACGCAACCGUCUUCGUACAUAGCACCUGAUACAUUCAGGAAAACUACAUACGUUCCUCCAACAUACACGAACUCCUUUCCUGUGAAUAGUUCAUCUAGUCAUUCUUCUGUUCUUGAUUCACAGUCAUUGAUGAACUCAACUUCCCUGGAUCCAUCAUAUAAGAACUAUCCAUCCAUUGAUUCAUUGUUUAGAAAUUCGAUAUCAGGAGAUCCAGAACUUAAAAGCUACUCAACCCUCAAUCCAUCAAUGAGAAACACAUCUUCAAAUGAUCCCGCAUACCAUAACUCUUCCUCUUUUCAAACACAGGGUAAUUGUGACUAUUUGUUACUAUCUGAUAGAAAGAAAGGUAUUAAAUUCAGCAGUGAUAUGUUACCAAAAGUUUACAAAACUGAAAGAAAAAGUAGAAGAUUACGAAGAAGGAAAGAACAACCGCUUCUAAAGUGUCCUCUAGUACAAACAUAUAGUUUAUCAGAUUGGAUAGCAAAAAAACUGCAGGAUGAGCAAAUUGACUUAUGUGAAGAGCCUUACACGGACAAGACUGGGUUUUGUGGUAUUCCUCCAGCGCUAGUGCAAAGAUAUGCCGAUGAACUUCAGCAGGAUAUUUAUGAUGUUGCUGAGGCACUUGACCGAGAAAGAACUAGAGCAUUGCAAGCUAGAGGACGAUGUGCAGUACCAAACGAUUUUCUCGCCGACAGUUGUUGCGAGCCCGUCGUGGAAGCUGACUAUGGGGGUGGUCUCAGGGAAUGGCUGAUUUCUCUGGGGCUACCCCAGCACGAGAAUCUGCUCCGAUCAGCUGGAUGCACGGAUUUGGGACACGUGGCCAGGUUGGGAGAAACCGAGUUGAGAGUCAUAGGCAUUCAGGACCCCAGGCACCUGCGACUGCUGCGGACGGCAGUCGAGGCGCUCCGAAUUCACAUCGAGCACUGUUAUUUUAGCUAGAAUAGAUUUUCUAUUCUUGAUGUCACAUGAAGUCAAGAAAAAAGUUCUGGCAUUUUUUUCAUCAGUACCCUAAGUUUCUUAUCGCCCUUGAACAUUACACCAAAGAAUCACCUCACCGACUGAUCAGAUGAGAAUCAAAUCCAUUUAUUAUUACUUAAAUGUAUAUUUGUCGUUUCGGAGUACAUGGACUGUUACAUACACUUGUAAAGAGCGAAUAUUGUAAAAGCAUUCCUAAAGAUAUAA